Molecule: messenger RNA, 7149 nt
Organism: Epinephelus fuscoguttatus (brown-marbled grouper)
Lineage: Eukaryota; Metazoa; Chordata; Actinopteri; Perciformes; Serranidae
Gene: ccdc22
Product: coiled-coil domain containing 22
Exons: 16
Coding region: 746-2647 (633 amino acids)
Biological process (GO): positive regulation of ubiquitin-dependent protein catabolic process
Molecular function (GO): cullin family protein binding
Source: RefSeq, a predicted model, not a curated record
CAUCCUAGCUCGUAGCUGCUUAAAGCUUGCUGCUAGCUCCUCGCUGCACAAAUAAGAGACUUGGGACGGCCUAGAAGAUGGCGGACCUCGAACGACUUCCGGUUCAAGCGAGGAGCUAGCAGUAGCACUAUAAAAAUAAGAGACUUGGGACGCACUCUAUAAAAAUAAGAGACUUGGGACGCACCCCAAGUAUAUAUGUCUAUGCCUGAACCCAGCAGCUUUCCGGUCAUGGGAUAGCCUCUUUCGGAGCAUGCUGGGAAGUGUGUUUCUGGAUUGCUCGAUUCCCAUUUGUUCUCGGAGACAGUAAGUCGAGCUGAAACUCCACCUCCCAGAAUGCCGCUCCACUAUCCCCUUAUUACUUCAGUUCGACACUGAACAAGACACUCAGAUGCCAGAUUUGUUGCGUUUGUAGCACGUCAGGUUCAGUUCGGAAGGAAUGCUAAAUAAUAUUUCAUUGUAUUGACAACUCAACUGUAGCAAGCCGCUUCAUAUACAGUGGAGAAUUACAAUGGAUUCUAUCAGGAGAAUGAGGAGUGGCAGCCGUGCUAAUUAAACAGUAGCUAGUUCCUAAAUUAGCUGGCAGGAGAUGGAAGCUAAGUGAGUUCUGUAGCCUCCAUUCCUCCGCGGGAAACCCAUUCCAAUGUUAGCUAACUUAAUGUUAAUAAAUAACCCUGUUAGCAUCGGAUGAUCUGCCGCAUCCUUGUCUGUUAGCUGGUAUAUCUAACGUUACAGAGGAACUUCAGCGAUGGAGGAAGUUGACAAAAUUUUGAUUCACGCCCUCAGACAAGUCGGCACAGACGUGAGCGAGGAGACUGACAGUGUCAGACAGUUCAGCAGUGAGCUCAUAGUGGAGGCGGUGGUCAGAUGUAUCCGGGUGAUCGAUCCAGGCCUGGGCAGCGCGCUGCCCACCUCCCUGCCUCCAGGCAUGUCUGCCCGCUUCAGGGUGGGUAUGAGCCUGGCACAGGCCUGCCAGGACAUUGGUUACAAAGGAGAGAUAGGCUACCAGACCUUUCUGUACAGCAAUGAGCCAGAGAUCCGCUCCCUGCUCAUGUUCCUGGUGGAGAAGCUGCCCAGAGAGAGUUCAGAGGCCUCAGACCAACCAACAGGUAAAUCGGUAGUCCUCCAGAGAGCCAUCGCUGCUGCAAUCAAAGCCCAGCUGGUUGUGCCCUGGCUGCCUCCAAACUGCAGCCUGCCACUGCAUGGUGAAACACAAAGACCAGGAGCACUACACAGCUUCCAUGUCCAGCCUCUUCGUUUACCACACUGCACUAAAGGUACAGGAAAGAAGCAGCUGAAAGAGGUGAAGGACUACCAGCGAGACAUUCUUCCUCCUGUGACCGCUCAGCCUUCCCAUCAUGCCACUGUGGUGGCAUCCAUACUGGAGCAGCACACAGCUGAGCUGAGUGCUGCUCAGGUGUGGGACAACGAGUGGAACAGUCAGGGACUUUUGUCUCGCCUAACACCGCAGGAGUAUCGCUCCAGGAAACUGACCCGGCUGCGUAAACGUGUCGAGGAGCAGCUGCGUUGUGCUGCACUGCCCUUUCCUGAAAGCGCCUUUGGUGGUCCUCGCGUCACCUCUGACCUGUCUGAGUUACUGCAAGCUUUUAGAGGUUCCGCCCCCUCCGAGCACAUCCUGACCAAGGGCACCCACUUCGCCCACACACAGAAGUUCACCUUCACACAGCAGGCAGCAGCAGGAACCAGCCCUGUCCCCUCUGGCCGUCAGUCAGAGAGUGAUAUCCAGCUCCGUCAGCAGGAGGAGCAGCUUUCUCUCCAGCAGCAGUUCCAGCAGUUGUGCAGUAAUGUUGACCAGAUAACAGCAGACAUGAAGCACAUGAGUGUCACUAAUGCACAAGUGCUGGAUGAGCUGAAGCAGAGAGAGCUGGGGAACUCUGAAAAAGAGGAGAAGAUGCAAGUGAAGAAGAAAACAAUUGACCUGUUGCCAGAUGCAGACGACAACCUGCUGAAGCUUCAGGCUCUGGUGGAGGCCAGUGCCAAGCGGGUGGUGAACCUGGCCUCUCAGUGGGAGAAACACCGUGCUCCACUCAUCAAUGAGCACCGCAGACUCAAAGAGAUCUGCAGCAACCAGGAUCUGGAGUCAUCCAGAAAGCUUUCUGAAAUUAAGUCCCUGCAUGACAAAAUCCGUGUGUCUACAGAGGAGGCCAAGAAGAAGGAAGAAAUCUACAAACAACUGGUGACAGAGUUAGAAAGUCUUCCUCAGGAUGUGUCUCGGUCAGCAUACACUCAGAGGAUUCUAGAAAUCGUCAGCAACAUCAAGAAACAGAAGGAGGAAAUUACAAAGAUUUUGUCAGACACUAAGGAGCUCCAGAAAGAGAUCAACAAUCUGACGGGAAAACUGGACCGGACCUUUGCUGUGACUGAUGAACUGGUCUUCAAGGAUGCCAAAAAAGAUGAAUCCGUCCGCAAAUCCUACAAGUACCUGGCUGCCCUGCAUGAAAACUGUAAUCAGUUGAUCCAAACCAUCGAGGACACCGGUACAAUCUUGAGAGAGAUUCGAGAUCUAGAGGAGCAGAUCGAGACAGAGAACAGUAGCAAAACUGUGGCUAACCUGGAGAGGAUUCUGGAUGACUACAAAGCUAUUCGACAGGAGAACACUGCACUUGCUGCCAAAGUCAGAGAGGGCUGAAGGAAGCUCAGCUCUACCUGGUGAGGUGGAAAUUGUGAUUUAAAAACAAGGAGCCAUGUGGACCUGAACGGGACUGAAACAGCGCUCCAGUUUUCACACUGAAGAACUGAAUGAACUGCUGUUCAUUAACUCAACCCUCUGUGGCCAUUGGAGACCUGCUUUUCUUUGGAAAGUCACAUUAAAGUCACAUUAUAUUGAUGUAUGAACAGUUUUCAUAAGAUAUAUUGAUGAAAAACAAAUCUUUGACUAGGAAUUUUUAAUAUGGGAAAUGAUUCCACCAUUUUCAGACAUUAGUUGUUUUCAUGGUUAUAUUUGAACCGAAUAUGUUGAGUGAAUGGCAUUUGAAUGUAGUCCACUACAUACUGUAGUCCAGUAAACAAUGUUGUCCAGCUCCAUCAGCAAGGUAUUGUUGUAUAUGUUGUACCAGCUUAUAUAAAAAUGCCUUACAAACUUGAACAACUUGUCUUGUAAUCCUUGAGAAGAUGCUGGUCAUAAGGAGUGGACCUACUGUGAUCAACAUCAUAUACAUUCUACUGCUCCGAGCUAGUCACCAGUGUCUUCUGACAUUGAUAUUUGAUUUGAUUUAUGUUGUAACGUCAAGUGACCAGAAUUUAAUGUUAGGGCCACUAAAGCCAAUGUCAGUCAAUGCAGAAUACUGACAACGGAUGAUGUUGCUUUUUUGUUGGUUCUAAGUUGUGAUGUUAGGUAAAGAAGAAUCAAAGUCUUCUGAUUAAGCAUCUCAUGCCAACAUUAUUGUGUCAUAGAAUAACGAUAUUUAGUCUAAAAGAAUGGAAAACAAAACCCAACUAGUCCAUACCCAUUGGUAGCUUUGUCGCCUUCUACCUAUGCCAAUCCUCAAUGCCUAUGUGCAGUUUCACUUAGAUUGACCAAGUCAGUGAGGAGAAAACGUGGAACAGACACACCCACAGACAGUUUUCAUCAUUAUAUAGUAAGAUGACUGCAAAAUGUCAUAAUGUAAAGGGAUAGUGCACCCAAAAAUGAAAAUUCAGCCAUUAUCUACUAGGGCUGUACCCAAAUAUGCGGAUAUUCGAAUAUUCGUUUCUAUGGGUAGAUAUUCGUUAUGAAAAUUUGGUAUUCGAUAUUCAUUUUUCUAUUUUUUUUUUUUUUUUAAGUGCUAAAUGCAGUCUUUUUGUUGUUGGUAAAUGUAGGUUAUCAAUAAAAAUCAAAACUUUUAAAUUGCAUUGUUAAAAAUGUGAAAAUAUAGUAUAGCCUACUGAGCUUGUGUGCACAGCAUGCUUGAGUGCAUCCGUCUGAGCCUGUGGAUCAAUGCCAAGUUUUACCACUUUAUCACUAUUCCCUCUAACUUGUAGCUGUUUUUUCGUUACCUUUCGAAUUUAAUAUGAAUUAUGGAACCAUUUUUGUCAACAUUUGUUUCCCCCAUUUUGUACAAUAAAAUAUUGUUUAAAGUUUCAACAAGUUUCUUUGGGAGCGCGUGACACAAAUGUGUUUUGAAAACGACUGCGGACGACCUGCUCAACGCAUCAGUACCUUCGGAUACCAUGACAGUAAGCCAAUAAUGUCAAAAUAUCAUUAACAGACCGAUUUAACAAACGAUCACUGCUGCCCGACCCGCAGGUCCAUUUGCGGGUCCCGCGGGUUUCUCACUGCUCAGCUCAGUCUAUAAGGCUGUACACAACAGUAAGGCUAUAGACAUUAUAUUCUAUUCAGGCCGGCAGAACCAGCAGCGCAUCGGCUCUACAGUGCACAACACUGCUGAUUAACCAUUUUAUUGCAGCACAGAGUGUCUGCCAGCAACCAAUUACUUGCAGAGGCUUCCUACAACUUGUUUCAACGGUUCCGACAAAUUAAACAGCCAAUGUGAAAAUCAAAAGAAAGCAUAGAAUAAUGUACUGAAGGAGACUGUUGUGCCAUCACAUUUUUUUUGUGGUUUGAGAGCAAAGAUCCGCUGUGCAAAACUGCACAAUACAAUUAGGCCCGAAAAAAACACGGAGUCCCCCCCCCGCCGUGAACGAAUAUUCAAAUAUUUGUUAUAAAGUCUUCCGAGGGUCCGAAUGUUAAAAAAUGGUAUUUGGGACAGCCCUGACGUCAAAACCUGGAAGUUUAGCAUUGCGCUGGUUCCCAGAAGAGAAAGUGAAUGUGAUUUUUGCAUUACGUUUUGGAUUAUGUCAGAAAAUAAGCUCUGUGGCUAACACAAGUUUAUGAUACUUUUAGGUUUUGUUCAGCGAGAUAAUUUUCACAUAUGAACACCUUUCAUACCGCAUUUGAAGUUUAAAUGCGAUCGCCAGAAGUAAAAAGCUAACGUUAGGCUUUAACGGACUACUCCACAGUCGCAUGACUCUUGACGUCACCGCCACUAAGCUUUCAACUGAUUUCGGCCGCUUUAUUUUAAAAACAUUGUAUAAUGGGGAAAUCGGACUGUUUAAGUUAAAUAAGAAGCUGUAAUGGCGGACUGCCAGCACUCUCGCCUGUUCAGGGGUGAUGACGUUUACUGUCCCCGACAAGGUUUGUAGUCGUAUUGAGCAACUUGUUAGCAACCGCCUUUUUAACGACACGUAAAAAAUUCAAAAUUCACAAGUAGGGUAUUUACUGACGUGUUUUAUGUCGUAGAACAAAACCUGAAACUCGCUUAAGCUUUUGUUAACCACAGACCUUAUUUGAGGCAUUUUACCAAAAUCCCAUUCAAAAAACGUAUUGACUUUUAGACGAGAGAACUGGAAGUGGUAAAAGCGCUAACGGAGUUCCGGGUUACUGGCACACUCUAUGCCGAGGGAGGCUCUGGUGAAGUUUUAGAGUCCUCACAACACUUAGGGAGAUCUGAGGGAGAAGUGGGUAGCAGCACAACUGCACACCUAAUAGCUGACGGGGACCCAGAUUAAAACGUCCAAGAGCACAAAAUUGAAACCAUAAAAUAUCUCCAUACUGCUCGUCCGUAGUGAUCCAAGUGUCCUGAAGCCCCGACAUAAAAAGUUGUUUGGAAAAACGUCAUUUGAACUCUGUUUUUAGCCUCAUUGUAGCCUGUAGCUCUAACUGCCUCUGUGUACACUGUGCUGACAUGUGUGUGAUUAAUUAAUUAUAAAAAGAAGUUUUGUCUUUUUUUUUUCUUGGGUACUUGAGGAGACCAAACACCACAUGUUCUCAUAAUAAUGUAAAUUCUUUAGAGAUGUGGUCCAUGAUAAAUCUGCAAAAGUCCUUCCAGAAUUUCUUGGUGUGAGAACAAUGCCAGAAAAGGUGUAAAACAGUUUAAGAAUGUUCAUCACAUAAAGUGUUUGUCUUUUUUAUAUUUCUGCAUGUAGUGAUUGGCAGGGUAAUAUUUAUAAAUAAUUUUGAAGGAUACCUCUUUAACCUUGUUAACUCAGGGAGAGCCUUGACUCUGAGACUGCUCUUUGCUUGUCUUUCUGCUGAGAGUAACCUGUCUAACAGCACCAAACACCUCUGCCAUAUCAUUUCUCCUGUUUAACAGGUUAGUUUGGUGUAUAAGCACAAUGAAUUUAAUCAUUAUGAAUCCUUGUGAUCUUAAGUAAAUGUUUUGACAGUAUAAAUUAACUUUUAUGUGCUUCUAAAAGGCUGUAUAUUAGUAAAGUCAGUAGUCAAGCCCACAGUAUUUUUGGCUGUUAGUAUGUAGCCUAAAUAAAUAGUAUGCAUUGUUAUGCAAAAGAACUCCCACUGUCACUUUAGACACCUGUAGAUGGAACUGGAUGAAGCUCCCAUUAAAUAUGUUACAUGUAUUUCAUUAUACUGUUUUUUAUACUGUGGUUAGACAUGGUUAGUAUUUCACCUCUCAAGGUAUUAUCUAGUAUACCUUCAAAGUAAAACUCUCAGUUUAAAUUUGGUAAGAAGUGGAUUAUAUAUGUGUUUACAUACACUUAAAGGGUCAUUGCUAAUAAAUUGCAGUCUUAUGAAGGUUAAUAUUCGUGAUGAAAUUAUGACUAAACUGAUGAAAGUUGGAUACUGUAUGUUUUAGUUGGUAAAUGUACAGUAAAUUUACAGUUUUCUUUUGCCAGUUUAAAACAGACACUGAUGUUAAAUUGAGUUUACUAUGUGAAUAAAUUCUGCAGAGAGUGACCAAUCUAACAACAACAUCCUCCUCUGCCAUAUCAUUUUGCCUGUUUAACAGGAUGUUAAUGUCUGGCUGAUCAUCCUGCCAUCCAGGACCUGGAGCAUCUCCUCCACCUCCUUGAAUAUGUGUGUGAAAAUCAUGUGUUUUUUAUUUUUUAUUUAUGAUUAAAAUCAAAGUUAGUGGUGUAGUGAGAGGAAAUGUCAAAAAUAAAAUUUACUAUUGAUAGAUUGGCAAAUUAAUGUUUGUUCUCUCUGCUCCAUAUUGAACUCUCCAUUUUAAUGGUCAUUUGUCCCACAUUCUGUUGAUUGACUUUCUACUAAAAUCUACAAAGUAGUUCUUUAAGCCUGCUUUAGGUCAUUUUAGGUUUUAAUGUACUGUUUGAGAUUAUUUUGUUCAAAAACAAUUAUCAUAAAUGAAUAUUGUGGAUUUCGGAUCACAGCUGAAAACAAUAAACAAAAGAUUU